Hipposideros armiger (great roundleaf bat) is the source of this 2619-nucleotide messenger RNA. It is a transcript of the gene TBC1D17, whose product is annotated as TBC1 domain family member 17. The transcript is spliced from 16 exons. Gene Ontology annotation, molecular function: GTPase activator activity. The coding region runs from base 103 to 2073 and encodes 656 amino acids. Gene Ontology annotation, biological process: activation of GTPase activity. Lineage: Eukaryota; Metazoa; Chordata; Mammalia; Chiroptera; Hipposideridae. The record is from RefSeq and is a predicted model, not a curated record.
CGCUACCACUGUCUGGAUUUGAGGGGAGUCUCUUAUCCGGAUAUGACAACAUGUUGACCCGGAAAAGGAGGGAGACGGGGCAGUGGGUCCUGAGACGCGGCUAUGGAGGGAGCCGGUUACAGGGUGGUGUUUGAGAAGGGAAGCGUGUACCUGCACACCAGUGCCAAGAAGCACCAAGAUCCGGACUCCCUCAUCGCCGGUGUUAUCCGUGUUGUGGAGAAGGAUAAUGAUGUUCUCCUACACUGGGCUCCUGUAGAAGAGGCCGGAGAUUCCACCCAAAUCUUCUUCUCCAAAAAGGAUGCCAGUGGGGGUGACUCCUGUACCUCCGAGGAAGAACCGACCUUUGACCCCGGCUAUGAACCUGACUGGGCUGUCAUUAGCGCUGUGCGGCCGCGGCCCCGCCACUCAGAGCCCAUGAAAGGUGCAGAGCCCAGCUCCCCCCGGGAUGCCUGGGCCUUCUCGGUGAGUCUGGGGGAGCUCAAGUCCAUACGCCGGUCCAAGCCGGGCCUCAGCUGGGCCUACCUGGUCCUGGUGACUCAGGCUGGAGGUUCCCUGCCCGCUCUACACUUCCACCGAGGGGGUAUCCGCACCCUGCUCCGAGUCCUCAGCCGCUACCUGCUGUUGGCCAGCUCCCCACAGGACUCCCGCCUCUACCUGGUCUUCCCCCACGACUCCUCCGCCCUCUCCAACUCCUUCCACCACCUCCAGCUCUUUGACCAGGACAGCUCCAACGUGGUGUCUCGCUUCCUCCAGGACCCCUACUCCACUACCUUUAGCAGCUUCUCCCGUGUGACCAACUUCUUCCGGGGAGCCCUGCAGCCACACCCAGAGGGGGCCUCCCCUGACCUUCUUCCAGCCCCUGAUGACGAGCCUGAGCCUGGAUUCGAGGUCAUAUCCUGUGUGGAGCUGGGUCCCCGGCCAGCUGUGGAGCGGGCACUUCCCGUCACAGAGGAGGAGUGGGCCCACCAUGUGGGCCCUGAGGGCCGCCUGCAACAAGUCCCCAUGCUGAGAGCCCGGAUCUUCUCAGGGGGUCUGAGCCCCAGCCUGAGGCGCGAGGCCUGGAAGUUCCUCCUGGGGUACCUCAGCUGGGAGGGCUCAGUUGAGGAGCACAAGGCCCACGUGCGCAAGAAAACGGACGAGUAUUUCCGAAUGAAGCUGCAGUGGAAAUCGGUGAGCCCUGAGCAGGAGCGGAGGAACUCACUGCUGCAUGGAUACCGCAGCCUCAUCGAGAGAGAUGUAAGCCGCACAGACAGGAGCAACAAGUUCUAUGAGGGACCGGACAACCCGGGGCUGGGCCUGCUGAACGACAUCCUUCUCACCUACUGCAUGUACCACUUCGACCUUGGCUAUGUCCAGGGCAUGAGUGACCUUCUCUCCCCGAUCCUCUACGUCAUUCAGAACGAGGUGGAUGCCUUCUGGUGUUUCUGUGGCUUCAUGGAGCUUGUGCAUGGGAACUUUGAGGAGAGUCAGGAGACGAUGAAGCGGCAACUCGGGCAGCUCCUGUUGCUCCUCCGGGUGCUGGACCCCCCACUCUGCGAUUUCCUGGAUUCUCAGGACUCUGGCUCUCUCUGCUUUUGCUUCCGGUGGCUGCUCAUCUGGUUCAAGAGGGAAUUCCCGUUCUUGGAUGUCCUUCGACUGUGGGAGGUGCUGUGGACAGGGCUCCCUGGCCCCAAUCUGCACCUGCUGGUGGCCUGCGCCAUCCUGGACAUGGAGCGGGACACCCUCAUGCUUUCGGGCUUCGGCUCCAAUGAGAUCCUCAAGGUGAGGCCCUGGCCCCUCCCAGUCUCCACCUUUUACCUCCCUCCUGACCUGUGCAGACCAGACACAGCUGGGUGUGAACUCCGUGGAGGCUGGCACUGUGCCUGUGCCACACUGCCCCACAACGUGCAGGAGGUCCUGGGCCUGGUCCCGCCCUCUGAGCCCCGCAGCCCCUCACCCCCUGCCUCUCCAUUGCCGCUGUCCCCCACCCGGACCCCACCGGCCCCGCCGCUCCCCGCAGACACAGCCCCGCAGCCGGACAGCAGCUUGGAGAUACUGCCUGAGGAGGAGGAAGAGGAAGGCACGGACUCCUAACAUCCCCGGGCCUGCGGCAGCCUGCCCCGCAUAGCACUUUAUCUAGCUCCGGCCUCUCCAGGGGCUGGGGCUGGGGCUAGCGGAGAGGGGCGGGGCCUCCCGCCGUGCCGCCUGCGCCCUCCUGAUUAGCUGGUUUCAUUAACUGACAUUUCAUGUGUCCAGCUGGCCUCGUGAAGAGGGAGGAAAGAGGCUGCCAGUUGUCUUGAACCUGGAUGGGGAAGGGGUGGUUUGUGGUCCCCUCCGACCACUGCAGAACAGGUGUCUGGCCACGUAACCCUGACCAGGGCAAUGAGACGUAAGAGGAGGUCCCUUGGGGGUGAGGGGGUGGGGCUUGUGGAGGCAAGGCUCCCUUAACUGCCUGAGUUUGGGACUUUUGGAAGAGUGAGGAUGGGGUGCUGGAGUGCGGCUGCUACCUAGCAGCUGUGCGGGGACACAUCCCGGACAUAACCGAGAUGGAAGGGCCUGCAGAGCUGCUCAAACACUCUGGUGACCCUGCCUACCAGCUUCUUGUUACGUGAGAAAAAUAAACUUGUGUUUAACCCAUUG